GUCACACUAAUCUCAUCUGGGCAUCCUAGAACCAUCUGCCACAUCAGUUUUCCCGAAACUUUUAUUUUGUUUGGUAAAUAAAACAAUGUCUAAGCAAAUUAGCAGUGAAUUCUGAUAAGCAUUAUCGAAAGCAGCUGUGUGUGUGUUGCCCCAGUCUUCAUGUAGAGGACGUCCGCUUCUAACCCUUCCGCCACAGCAUCCGAUCGCCGCCAAACUAAUCUCGAGAGCCAGCGAAACGAAUGCGAAGAUACAACGGCAACUUGUAGGACGCCGGCAGCGAGUAAUGGUAAAAGAAGAUACGCAGAUUGAAGCGACGACGUGUCACUGAGAAACGAACGAAACAAUAGCGAAUAAUAAAAUGGCUCAGCCCGGUGGAAAUGUAUCCGGCAACAUGCAGCCGCCUCAGCAGUCGGGCUCCCCCAGGUUCUCGUUAGACAUGCAGGGCAGCCUGAGCAAUCUGCCCUCGCCCAUGGAAGUGGCCCAGACGGUGCGCAACGCUUUGCGUCCAUGGACGGUCUUCUUUAACAUCAACAACUUUAAGACUGCCGUCAGCAUGCAGCGACUGAACAACCGCGUCACGCGCAACCUCAACUACUUUCAGGCCAAUUACAUCUUCAUAUUUUUCGUGCUGAUGAUCUAUUGCCUCAUCACAGCGCCUCUCAUACUGUUGGUCAUGGUGGCCGCCGCUUUUGGCUGCCACAAGCUACGCGUGCGCAACUCCAACAUCGUCAUAGGGAGCUACCAACUAACGCCGUACCAGCAGAUAAUCGCCCUCAAUCUGGCCACCGCUCCCAUCCUGUUUAUGGUGGGUGCCGGGGCGGUUCUAUUCUGGACGCUGGGUGCCUCCUGCUUCGUGGUCGCCUUGCACGCCAUCUUCUACAACAUUGAUUCAAUUGUGACGGAGGAGAACGAGGGAUUCCUCGCCGAGGUUGUCUGACCGCCAGCCAGAAUAUAGACUUGCGGUUUUCUGGGAUCUGUUCGGAUAACCGCCGGCGGGGACUGAAGGGACAGAGAUAUUCGCCACCAUGGGGCCUUAUUAGUCGAUACAGACAGUAUGCAAUAUGCGAGUUACACACAUAUUUAUAUAACGAAUUCUAGUUAAGGUUAGCUGCAGACAUUGAAUAAAUACCAAACGAUGACAGAUUCAUAA
This is a messenger RNA of Drosophila kikkawai, 1150 nucleotides long. RefSeq names its product prenylated Rab acceptor protein 1. NCBI's taxonomy places the organism in Eukaryota, Metazoa, Arthropoda, Insecta, Diptera, Drosophilidae. Gene Ontology annotation, cellular component: Golgi apparatus. The record is from RefSeq and is a predicted model, not a curated record.